Messenger RNA from Diatraea saccharalis (sugarcane borer), 978 nucleotides. The record is from the annotation of a GenBank genome assembly. Lineage: Eukaryota; Metazoa; Arthropoda; Insecta; Lepidoptera; Crambidae.
AAAAAUGAAUCGUCAAAUACCUAGUUGCCCUAUCAAUUAUAAUCAAAGACUAAUUUGCGUUAUCUGAUAUUUAUUAUGAUUACUGAUAUAAGUUGAAGCGAUUGUCCUGUCACAAAAUGGCCGUUACCAGGCGUGGAUAUAUCUUCUGUGCGUUUUUAUUAAGUGUAUUGAGUGUUUUGCUAACGGUUAUUGCAAUAUCUAGCGAUCAUUGGAUAGUAUCGACAGCGACUCUUGAUAAUCAAGUAGCAGACAGUACUAUACAAUAUGGAUUAUUCCGUGGAGAAUUGGUCCUUAACACUUUGCAAACCCCGAGCUUCAGUGUUCUUUAUAUGACUUGCGUACCCGAUGUAAGCGCUUGUGCUGUAAGCUGUAAAACGGAACCGGAAGCAAGGGAAAUAGAGGUGCGAGCAUUAGCUCAAGGACACAGGCCUUCCACACCAUGCGCUUCUGUCACAGAGGUAGACACGACCAACCCAUUGGCGAGGCCGCCGGUGAUCAGUUUCGCGGUUUACGUGUGCACUUUACUGUUCAUCUUCGUGAUGCUGGUGUUCAAUGUCAUCUCGGCUGGUUUAGCUAUCAUCAACGCUACUAUGAACCCUACUGAACCUAUACUUGGUCUACCAGGUUGCCUUUGGUCGAAUAUUGUGGCGUCGUGUCUCGGCGUUGUGGUGAUGAUGAUCUUCGGCAUAUACUGGACCACGUCUGGCUUGAAAGAUCACUUGGCUUUCUCUUAUAUAUCGGUUGGUCCGUUCGAUCCAACUCCUGCACUAGGAUACUCUUAUUGGUUACUAAUAGGAGCGAUCCUGUGUUCCGUUACAAAUGUCGUGUUGAUUCAAGUAAGAGCUUAUCUACUAGAAAGAAGCCCUCCUCCUCCCACAAUACAGGUUGAGAAUCACUCGGAUGGCACAAUGUUUUUGUAUUAAAUUAUAGCGGUUUUAAGAAAAGAGUGUAAUGUGAGUUGUUAAAAGAUGAUUUGAA